GGGUCUAAAUCUGAGCCGGAUUGGAUCUCGACCAGUAAACCGCAAGACUUGUGACGAACGAACGAACGUACGAAUUGAGGAUGGAAACAUUUCUUUGUCCCGUGUGGAGUGAUAUCCUGUGUACUUUUGACUUGUUGGUUUUCCAUGUCGACUCGAACAAGUUUUGACUCAUAGACAUGUGACAGAUUCGAGAUCUAACCAGGUCGGCCUUGUUAUUGGAGGGGGAUCGAAACUCAAUUAGUUAUCGAUUAGUUAGUGGAAGUGUUGGCAAGUCGGAGGGACGGCCUCUCUCCAAACUUGGUUUAUUUUCCUCAAGCAAUAAUUCAUUGUUAUGCCGUGAACAAUGCCAAGAAUAUAUUUAUUUACAAUACAAUCUUCUUAUGUGAGAGAUAGAUAAACGAGAACGGUUCCUAUUGUGCAGCCGUUUUCAUAUUAUUUUCAUCAUCUUCAACAAACCAAUUCAGUCCGACGACGACGUCACUCAUUUCCGGGAGGACAGAGCAGGACACACGCUCCAUUGAGUUGUCCUUGUUAACUUGUCUAUCUCGAAAUUUCAGUCCGGUCCACCUUUUCUCUGCCUCACGCCAGAAUACCUCGCAAAGUGUCGUCAUCAUUAUUACGAGAGAAAUAUGCCUUUCACGCCAAAAGUCAAUUCUUUCCCCAUCAAGGAACAUAAUACUAUCCAUCAAGGGAAAGUAUGCCAUAGUUUUGAAUCUUGGUUUAACGUGGGAUUUUUUUUUCUGAAGGCGCAAAAAAAUACGGUCGGGCCAGACUUUCGUAUAUAUGCAGACUGCACAUUAUGUUAAGUCUAUAUCUCCCCUUGAAGGGUGACUUUCUCCCGAAAAAUCACCUAUUUCGGAGGAUAUUGCCUCUUCACGGUGAUAGUGAUGACGGAAUAAGAAGAGUCAAGGAGGACAAGACAAAAAAACGAAGAAAUUGUGUUGUGAAGGCAUGUUGUCUGGUCCAGUGGAGUGAAUGGCUUGCCUCGCACUAUAACUGACUGAAUCUCGAAAUAUCUAGGAGCCCAACUACUACUACCAAAAAUGGUGAAAGUGGUCGUUUCCACUCGGCAAACUUCUCUACUAGUGAAAUGCUCAUCUUUUCAAUAAAAGUGGUCGAGUUCUGGAGAAGAGAGAGGAGUGAGUUUUGGGUCUGCUGGGUUUUGCCUACCCACCUUGGUUUUCGUCCUACUACUUCUUGCAGGUUUUAUCUCUGGAGAAAGCCAGUCUCCCUCGAACCACCACCAGCCAAGUUCCCAAAGAGGAAAUCACCAAGCUCUCUCUACGACUUGUUCAACUUGUCCCAUUUUGCUCGAGCUCUGGUCGUGGGGGAAAUGAACGUAUUGAAGAAUCUCAUCCCGUGGUAGGAAGGCCGACCGACCGACAUAUCGUCUCAUGUCGUUCAAGAGUAGUGGAGUUUUAGAACAGUGGUUUUCCUAGCUGCUGCUUGGCUUGGCUAAGUGGACCACGUCCAAUAAUACGGGGAAAGUUUGUUUGUGUCUUGUCCUCUUGUCUCUUGGCACGAAGUUGAGCUUGGACAAAUAUCAGAACAUUUCUCGAGUUCUCGAGGACAAGAGGAGGAAGACCUGUCGUCUCGUGAGGUUAAGCCGUAUCGACACGGAGAUAUAUACUUAUCUACAAGUAAGUACUGUCAACCAAGCAACCACGGUAGCGUGAGACGACAACGACGUGUUGUGGUGGUGAAAGUGGUGGUAUUUUUUUCUUUCCUGGGCGAGGAAAAAGUGAGAGAAUUUUUGCUACCACCCGUCAUCGGAAGUGAGACUGGUUCGUGCUCCCGAUAUUUAUCAGCAGGCAGGCAAGCCAAUUAUCACAAGCGAGCGUGUACGUCUGGCAAGCAAAAUCUGUACAAGAAAACUGCGAAACGGUCAUCAUCGCCUAACCAAAAUUGAAUUUAAUGCCGGCCAAAGUGCUGUUUUGUUGUUAAGAUAAGUGUCGUCUUUCCCACUUGAGGAAGAAAGAUUACGAAAUCCUUUAUGACACUCGCCCCUCGACGACAACGACGUUGAAUUACGGGUCCCCGGGCAGCAUAAUAAAAGUGUCCACGCCACCGCAAUUACUUUUCCUCCCAGAACUAUACCUACAUAAUAACAUCAGCCAGCCUUCCCAGCACCCUGCCCACUUUGACAUCAAAUUUGAGACGAGAAAAUCCAUCUCAAAAGUUACCACCACCGAGCGACACGACGAGUGGUGAAAAGAGGUGACGUAACUCUUCAAAUUUUGUGGUUUUCUGCUGCUGCUUUUACGGACUCAUUCAAAUUCUAAUUGGCUAUUAACUCUGUCUCGGAAAGUGUCAAGCUGGCUGGUAGUCGGGAGGAGGGGGGUAAGAGAGAGACUGACUGAGAAAUAUGGGGGCACACACACACAUGCAGCACUUCUCCGAACAAUGACAAUCUUGACAGGCAACAAGUUAUUUAAUAAAGUGAGGCAAAUAACGGGGACGACGAGAGACAAAGUGGGGGUGAUUAGAGGUGGUAGGUGGGUGUCAAGUCGUGUUAGCUUUCUUAUCCAAUCCACUCACUUCCCCCAGCGAGGAUAAGGUAAUAAUGGCUCCUCGUAAUGGGAUCUCUACUUGUCUGGAUUGAUUAACCGGAAUAGACGUCUCACUUAGGAGAGAGAAAUCCGCAACAAGAAAUCGUCUCAAAUUUUCCCCACUCUAACCAGAUUUUGACUCUUUCAAUCAAGGCGAAAUGGAGGCUUUUACUUAUUAAGUUGUCGGGCGAACUGAUUUACCCGAAAAUUUAUGACACGGUCGAGAUUGUUCGUUGUAUAUAUUGUACUUAAGAAAUAAUACUGCAGAAAAUAAUGUGCUGUCGGUGCUGUACGACGUUGAAGGUUGCGGGAACUUGGGGGGCUUCCAUACACAUUAGCGUGGGGUUGCUGCUGCUAAUUGUGUACUUCGUGAUUGAUGAGGAUUUGGGCGACUUUGAAAUUCCCUACCUCGUCUACAUCGGGCUUCUCGUCCCCCUCGGGGUCAUAAUUCUACUCUCUGUUUACAAGGAAAUUGACUGGCUCAUCCGCGGAGUGACUUGGUUGUUCAUCCUGACUCAAAUCUUCGGCUUUGGCGUUCGUAUCCUAGUUCCGGCACAGACGACGAGUUGGACCAUCUUGCAAAGAAUUGCGGCCCUUUUCACGGGAAUUUUAUCAUCCGCGAUCUACUCAGCGAUUCUUAUCUUAUUCGCGAGAAAGUUGAGGAAGGCGAAGAAAGCGGCUGCCCUCGCGGCGGCUGAUGCGGCUGCUGCAGCGGAAGAGGAAAUGAUGGGUGGCGAUGGCGAAGGGGACGAUGGCGAUGAUGUCGACGGUAUUGCGCCAGGACCGAGUAGGGGAGGAUCCGCAAUUGAGCAGGAUCGCAGAAAUGUGGUGGAUAGUUAAGAAGUGAUUAUGGAAAAGUGAUGGAGUGAGUUUGAAUGAAAUUUUAACCCUGUUUAUACACUGUGUAUGCUAUACAAACAUGUCAUUAUGUAAAUGUUAUGAAUAAUAAAUAAAGAUAAAUAUGUAUGUGUACUGAUCACUGA
Folsomia candida is the source of this 3532-nucleotide messenger RNA. RefSeq lists its product as uncharacterized. The transcript has 5 exons. The record is from RefSeq and is a predicted model, not a curated record. Lineage: Eukaryota; Metazoa; Arthropoda; Collembola; Entomobryomorpha; Isotomidae. The coding region runs from base 2823 to 3389 and encodes 188 amino acids.